AUGAAGUACGAUGUGUUCAUAAGUUUUAGAGGCAAAGAUGUUCGCAAGAACUUCGUGGGAUUUUUGCACCAAGAGUUGGAGCGUUUGGGGCUAAAAGCUCUCGUAGACGAGAAAGAGUUCAAAAUCGGAGACGAUCUAUUCGAUUUGUUCAAAAUAAUAGAAGAAUUGAAGUUCGUGAUUGUGAUUCUUUCGAAUAAUUAUGCUUCUUCCAAAUGGUGUUUGAGAGAGCUUACCAAAAUCAUGGAGUCUAUGGAAAUGGCUCAAGCUCGUGCUCUUCCUGUGUUCUACCGGGUACAGCCUUCUGAAAUUAGAAACCUUUCCAACCCUUUUCUUAAGAAGAAGUUUGUUAAGUUUAAAAGCUUUAUGAAAGGAGUUGAUGAUCAAAAAAUGCGAAGGAAAUUGGAAGAGAUUAAACGUUAG
Messenger RNA from Cucurbita moschata (crookneck pumpkin), 420 nucleotides. RefSeq names its product toll/interleukin-1 receptor-like protein. The transcript has a single exon. NCBI's taxonomy places the organism in Eukaryota, Viridiplantae, Streptophyta, Magnoliopsida, Cucurbitales, Cucurbitaceae. Bases 1 to 420 code for a protein of 139 amino acids. The record is from RefSeq and is a predicted model, not a curated record. Gene Ontology annotation, biological process: signal transduction.